Molecule: messenger RNA, 401 nt
Organism: Didymella exigua CBS 183.55
Lineage: Eukaryota; Fungi; Ascomycota; Dothideomycetes; Pleosporales; Didymellaceae
Exons: 1
Coding region: 71-304 (77 amino acids)
Source: RefSeq, a predicted model, not a curated record
CUUUGUAUUAAUUCAUAGUCUCACUUUAAUUAACGAACAGUUUGCUCGGUCCGAUAAUGCAGGCUUACGCAUGCUAAGUAAGAGACACGAGCGCGUUCUGCCAGUCCGGGCUUGUUUCCAGAGAUCUCCUGCUUCGCACAACAGGGCUCCCGGCAUGCUCGCUCCCACAUUGGAAUUAUCUCAUGAGCCUAGGGAGUUGAUCUUCCUUCGUCGUUCUCUCUGCAUAACCCUCUCAGUGCUUAGUCAGUUCUUAAAUUCGCUGAUAAACAGGGGGUAUUACCAACGAGUUAAUUCACAGCGGUAACGAAACGACCGAUAUUACAGUCAACAUAGCGGCGAUUUAUGUCAGACGCUCACCUUCUUGAGGAGCAAUUACUACUCCCCUUAGCACAGAGACGCGC